This is a messenger RNA of Solea senegalensis (Senegalese sole), 2265 nucleotides long. RefSeq names its product volume-regulated anion channel subunit LRRC8A-like. The transcript is spliced from 2 exons. Lineage: Eukaryota; Metazoa; Chordata; Actinopteri; Pleuronectiformes; Soleidae. The record is from RefSeq and is a predicted model, not a curated record. Gene Ontology annotation, molecular function: protein binding. Bases 1 to 2265 code for a protein of 754 amino acids.
AUGCUUCCUUCUAUCGACACAAAGCCAGAGAAACAUAUCCUGAAGCCAUGGUGGGACGUUUUGACGGACUACAUCUCACUCUUCUUGAUGAUAAUUCCAAUGUUUGGUAUUUAUCUGCAAAUUACACGGGACAAUAUGACCUGCCUGCCUUGCAAGUGGGUGGACAACAAUCAAUGCAAAACCUUUCCCCACACAAACACGACCACAGAUUUUCAGAAUGAGGGCAUUUUUUCUUGGGAAAACUAUGCCAGUCCCUUCUGCUAUGAGGCCACAUUGCAUUGGUUUGCCAAAUAUGCCCCUUAUGUACUGUUUUUCCACACCCUCAUCUUCAUGGCUUGCAGCAAAUUCUUGUUCACGAUUCCCUGCACGAGCUCAAACCUGGACAAGUUUGUCUCCAUCCUUCUCGAGUGUGUUGACUCCCCGUGGACCACAAAGGCUUUGUCUGAGACUGUGGUGGCAGAAAGCGGCCCCACAUCUUCAGAAAACAUGACCGUUUUGAUGAAUGACGAAGUAGGCGUGAACUGGCAUCACCGAACAACAUCGAAAAUUGCAACUAAGAUUUUAGGUAAAAAAGAUGGGGAAAAGGCAAAGGCUCUUUUUGAGAAAGUGAAGAAGUUCAGAGUCAAAGUAGAGAAAGGUAAAGUUAUCUACUUUGUCUAUAUAAGCCAGACAAUCAUCAAAAUAGUCAAUGUUGUACUCGUAAUUAUUUACCCAGUCAUCAAUUUAAGGUUUAUUGACUUUGAUGUAGUGUGCUUUUUGAACGUCGUAGGAUACAACACAUUGUCUUGCAUCAACACGUUAGCAAAACCGUAUGGGAUUUUGGUUGUGGCCUACAUCAUCUUGGGAGUGAUGUAUGGUUUGAGCUGCAUUUAUACUUUAAUUUGGAUGUGCACCCGAUCCCUGAAAACAUACUCCUUUGAAUCGAUCCGGGAGGAGAGCUGCUAUAGUGACAUCCCUGACAUGGUGAAUGACUUUGCCUUCAUGCUACACCUAACUGAUCAGUAUGACUCUCUGUACACAGAGCGCUUCGCUGUUUUUCUGUCAGAGGCGAGUGAGAAAAGGCUGAGGCAGGUGAACCUGGACAAUGAGUGGAAGUUGGAGAGGCUUAGUCAGCACAUUACCAAAAACUCCAAAGGGAGGCUGGGGCUGCAACUGUUCAAGCUCAGUGGGAUUCCAAACACAGUAUUUGAGCUGAAAGAGCUUGAAGUGCUCAAGCUGGUGCUUAGCCCUGACUUAAUUAUACCAUCAAAGAUCUCCCAGCUUUCCAACCUGACAGAGAUGUGGCUUUGCCACACACCAGCUGAAAUAGAUGUCCAAGCUCUUGAUUUCCUGAGUGAGAACUUGAGAACUCUCCAUGUCACGUUCAUUGACAAUAAGGAGAUCCCGAGAUGGAUCUGCAGCCUGAAGAACUUAAGUGAGCUGCAUCUAACUGGUAACUUGGGCUCCGCUGAGUUCAGAGAUCUCAACAUGCUCAAGGUGCUCUAUCUAAAAAACAAUCUGACGACACUGCCGCAGGCAGUCAUCAACAUGGGGGAGCAUCUCUAUCGGCUUUGCAUCCAAAACAAUGGUACCAAGCUGGAAAAUGUGAGCAGCCUGAAGAAAAUGGUCAACCUGAUGUGGCUCGAGCUUGUUGCCUGCAACCUUGAUCCCAUCCCUUCCUCCAUCGCUAGUCUGCACAAGCUUCAGGAGCUUGACCUUAAGGACAACAAUUUGACCUCGAUAGAGGCAAUCGUCAGCUUCCAGAGCCUAAAGUACUUAGUGUGUCUAAAACUGUGGCACAACAAUAUCGCCCACAUCCCUGUUCAGAUUGGAACACUUGUCAGACUGCAGAGGCUGUAUCUGAACAACAACAAAAUUGAGGAAAUGUCCCAAAGUCUUUUCUGCUGUCAAAACCUGCGCUUGUUAGACCUGAGUCACAACAAACUGACCAGCAUUGACGCUAACAUAGGUGACCUCAAGCAUCUGCGGCACUUUGCCGUGACAGCUAACAUGAUUGAGACUUUGCCUCCAGAGCUCUUCAAGUGUAAAAAGCUGCACACUCUGAAUCUUGGAAACAACCUCCUGGAGACACUGCCGUCAAGCAUCAGCGAGCUUACUGCGUUGUGCAAGCUGGAGCUGAGAGAGAACUUGCUGAGUAGUCUACCGGUGGAGCUCGGCGAGUGUCAUCUGUUGAAAAGGAGUGGUCUAGUGGUGGAGAACAACCUGUUUGACACGCUGGAAACAUCUGUCAAAGAGCAGUUUUUGAAUCGCUGUGCAGCUCAUUAA